CAAACUCAAUCAUUCCUCUUUCUCGUUUCUUUCUUUUUCUCUCUCUGAAACCCUUUCUCCAAAUAUUGUUACCGGUAACCGAAGUCGGUGACAGAAAAAGGAUCCGAUGACAACCGCUGCUAGACCAACAUGGGCACCUGCUAAAGGUGGCAACGAACAAGGUGGUACUCGAAUUUUCGGUCCCUCUCAAAAGUACUCCUCAAGAGAUAUCGCAUCGCACACCACUCUCAAACCAAGGAAAGAAGGGCAGGAUACACAGGAUGAAUUAAAGCGAAGGAACCUACGUGAUGAACUGGACGAACGUGAACGGAGGCACUUCUCAUCCAAAAAUAAAUUUUAUAAUGAUGACAGGGAUCAUGGUAAGGGCAGCCAUCUGUUUUUGGAAGGAACAAAAAGAGAUAUUGACGAUCACAUCGUUGCACGCAGUGUUGAUGCAGAUGAUUCUGAUGUUGACGUCAAAAGUGAUGAUGAUGAAAGUGAUGACGACGACGACGAUGAGGAUGACACUGAAGCUUUGCUGGCAGAGCUUGAACAAAUUAAGAAGGAAAGGGCAGAGGAAAAGCUGCGCAAGGAACGACAACAACAAGAGGAAGAUCUUAAAGUAAAGGAGGCAGAGCUUAUGCGUGGAAACCCGUUGCUAAAUAAUCCGACAUCUUUCAAUGUGAAAAGAAGGUGGGAUGAUGAUGUGGUGUUCAAAAAUCAAGCCCGUGGUGAAACCAAGCUAGCUAAGCGAUUCAUCAACGACACCAUCAGGAAUGAUUUCCACAGGAAAUUCCUUCACAGAUACAUGAAGUAAGUCCUUAAGUCAGAAGCCUGAGUUGUUUGGAGUCUGAAGAAACUUGCAGUCUGUAUCAAAAUGUAUUAUUAACUGUUGAUGGAUGGAGACAUUGAUAUUUUCUUAUCUGUAAUUGAACAUAACUCAUAAUUGUAGUAACUUCGUCUAUGCAUGUUAAUGCCACUUGGAUUUAAGAAUCCUACUGUUUCAAUCUCACCCUUUAUGAUUAGGUGUGCCAUUCACCUU
Messenger RNA from Cicer arietinum (chickpea), 1021 nucleotides. RefSeq lists its product as uncharacterized. Gene Ontology annotation, molecular function: RNA binding. The record is from RefSeq and is a predicted model, not a curated record. Gene Ontology annotation, biological process: mRNA cis splicing, via spliceosome. Gene Ontology annotation, cellular component: catalytic step 2 spliceosome. Lineage: Eukaryota; Viridiplantae; Streptophyta; Magnoliopsida; Fabales; Fabaceae.